Messenger RNA from Peromyscus californicus insignis, 3719 nucleotides. RefSeq names its product lipase H (gene Liph). The record is from RefSeq and is a predicted model, not a curated record. The coding region runs from base 1 to 1356 and encodes 451 amino acids. Gene Ontology annotation, biological process: lipid metabolic process. The transcript has 10 exons. Gene Ontology annotation, molecular function: lipase activity; carboxylic ester hydrolase activity. Lineage: Eukaryota; Metazoa; Chordata; Mammalia; Rodentia; Cricetidae.
AUGUGGCAGCAGGAAGGUCAAAGCUCUGAUAAACUGAACCCUGAACAGCUCUACAAAGACACGGAUGAAACAUGCCCAUCCUUCACCAGACUGAGCUUCCACAGUGCAGUGGUUGGUACAGGAUUAAAUGUGAGACUGAUGCUCUACACACAGAGAAAUCAGAUCUGUGCACAACUCAUCAACUCCACAGCUCUGGGGAGCUUAAAUGUGACUAAGAAAACCACCUUCAUUAUCCAUGGCUUCCGGCCAACAGGCUCCCCUCCAGUUUGGAUGGAAGAGUUGGUACAGAGUUUGCUCAAUGUACAAGAGAUGAACGUGGUGGUUGUUGAUUGGAAUCGAGGAGCGACAACUGUGAUAUACACCCACGCCUCAGGCAAGACCAGAAAAGUAGCUUUUAUUUUGAAGGAAUUUAUCGACGAGAUGUUGGCCAAAGGAGCUUCUCUGGACAACAUUUAUAUGAUUGGAGUGAGUCUAGGAGCACACAUAUCUGGAUUUGUUGGAGAAAUGUAUGCUGGGAAGCUGGGGAGAAUCACAGGUCUUGACCCUGCGGGCCCUUUGUUCAAUGGGAGACCUGCUGAGGACAGAUUAGAUCCCAGCGAUGCACAGUUCAUCGACGUCAUCCACUCCGACACAGACGCACUUGGCUACAAGGAACCGCUAGGACACAUAGACUUCUACCCGAAUGGAGGACUGGAUCAACCAGGCUGCCCAAAGACAAUAUUUGGAGGCAUGAAGUACUUCAAGUGUGACCACCAGAUGUCUGUGUUCCUGUACAUCGCAUCCCUGCAAAAUAACUGUUCCAUCAGUGCCUACCCCUGCGACUCCUAUCGGGAUUAUAGGAAUGGCAAGUGUGUCAGCUGUGGUGUUGGACAAACAGUGCCCUGUCCCCUCCUGGGCUACUAUGCCGACAAUUGGAAAGACUAUUUACUGGACAAAGACCCUCCGAUGACGAAGGCAUUCUUCGACACAGCUGAGGAAAAACCGUUCUGCAUGUACCAUUACUUUGUGGACAUUGUAUCUUGGAACAAAAACAUAAGAAGAGGGUUCAUCACAAUCAAACUGAGAGGCGAAGAUGGAAAUGUCACAGAAUCCAAAAUUGAUCACGAACCAUCAACAUUUCAGAAAUACCAUCAAGUGAGUCUACUUGCAAGAUUUAAUCAAGACCUGGAUAAAGUGGCAGAAAUUUCCUUGUUGUUCUCCACAGGGUCUGUAGUAGGUCCAAAGUACAAGCUCAGGGUCCUGCGAAUGAAGCUGAGGUCCCUGACCCAUCCAGACAGGCCUCACUUGUGUCGCUAUGAUCUUGUCCUUAUGGAAAAUGUUGAGACGUUCUUCCGACCUAUUCUGUGCUCCAAGUAGCUCCUGUCAGGACACAUGGACAGCGGUGACAUCAGGAUCUCUACAACCACAGGCCCUUCAUGCCUCACUCUACUUCAUCCUGAAGGCUCCAAAAGCACAGAAAAAAAAAAAAAAAACCAAGGUUAUUUUCAGCAGUAUCCCACGGAUGUCACAUCACAAAAUGUCAAACGACCUGUGGUUAUGAAACAGCACCGGGAGGGGAGCCCCUAACUAGGGCAAGACAGAAAUAGCUGGGCUCCCAGCAGCAGAGUGCUUCGUCAGCCACGUCCUGGGGCCUCACUUGUUCCGAACUGUCAACUCUGCUGCCUGUCACAUCACACCCUCAGGGCCAUGGGUCAGGCAUCUUGGGAGUGAAAGCUAGAGGCCUCGCUGGGUGAUCCUCCACCAUCCUGGCAUGAAGAGGAGAACAAAUCGGACUACCUCAUGGGAAGUGUGGGUUGGGAAGGCCAGUCUGGGAAGGGUUUGUGAAAACCCUUGAGUCCAUAAUGUGAAUAUGCUUUUAUUUUGAUAUGGCUUAGCUCUCAUGUAUAGAUACGCAACCUCUCCUUUUCAACACCAACUUCCCUACUGGCUUUGGGGUGGCAAGGAGGCUCUGGCUUCCAGCCUUUUCUGAAAUGAUGUUGAUGGCCAGAGAUAGUGGGAUGGGCUCAGGCCCUGAGUUCUGUACUGAGACCAGGGACUAAGUGGAAGGAAGGAGGAGGAGAAACAGGAGCAGCAUUGCUCAUGGACCGGGCAGAGAGAGAGUCUGGAGAGAAUCGGGCUUGCUUUCACUGAAGUGCCAAAGUGUCGGUUACAGGAUGGUUUUUCUGUUCUGGGACUGAGCGUGCUGGGUGCUGUGAGCCCUCUUCUCAGCUCCAGACAACAUUAUUUAAAGCAAUCCUUAAGAAUGUUUUUUUUCCUGCCUACUCAUUAAUCCAUAAUUAUGAUAGGAAAUUCUUUAAGGUGCAGAGAUGGAAAAUAAAAAUAAACUGUGCACAAUCCCACCAAUGCUAACCUUUUAACACGACGCUCUAACUCAUGGGGCUAAUGCGAAUGUGAAGCGUAGCCCAGUUCUUGGUGCAUGAAACCUUCGGGAAGACUUCCGAAGCCUCCCUGGAGGCAGAAGUGACUUCUGAGUAUUUCUAAAUGACAGCUGCAGCCAAGUUAAGAGGUCCCAGAGGGCCAGGGACAGAGCAGGUAAAUGACAGUCAGACAGAGGGUCCAGACGCCUGAUGCGAAGGUGGCUACUACACACCCCACAGCCGUGACUGUGGUGGUAUUGUGUUCCCCAAAAUAUUGUGCACCCUAAUAAACUUACCUGUGGUCAGAGAACAGGACAGCCACAAUAUUAAACAUAGAGGAUAGGCAGUGGUAGCACACGCCUUUAAUCCUAGCAUUCCAGAGGCAGAAAUCCAUCUGUUCAAGGAUACAGCCAAGCAUGGUGACUCACGCCUUUAAUCCCAAGGAGUGAUGGUAGAAGGCAGAAAGGUAUAUAAGGCGUGAGGACCAGAAACUAGAAGCAUUUGGCCUGGUUAAGCAUUUGGCUGGUUAAGCUUUUAGGCUUUGGAGCAGCACAGUUCAGCUGAGAGGCAUUCAGUCUGAGGAAACAAGACCAGCUGAGGAUCCGGCGAGGUGAGGUAGCUGUGGCUCGUUCUGGUUCUCGGAUCUUCCAGCUUCACCCCAAUACCUGGCUCAGGUUUGAUUUUAUUAAUAAGAACUUUUAAGAUUCCUGCUACACGUGACCACUUCGGAAAGGUGUCACAGGCCCAGGAUAUGUCUCUUCAUCAAACCGUCCCGGCUGUUGUAAAGAAAUGGACACCGUGAGCAAAUGGGUCAAAAUCUACAUGGUUUUAGUUUCCUUUCCUGUUGCUAUGAUAAAAUACCCUGACAGAAACAGCAUGAGGGAGAAAGGGGUUGUUUUCGCACACAAUCCAAGGGUACAGCCCACUGCGGCUGGCACGUCAAGGUAGAAGAGCUUGGAGAGAGCUGGUCAUCACAGCCACAACCAGGAAACAGGGUGAUGAAUGCAGGCUUGCCGGUAUUCUCCAUUUCUUGACACAUUUAAGGAAUGAUUACAUUUUAUUAGUUUGCAUUGUGUGUGUAUGUACAUGUGCACACACAUAUACAUGUAGAGGGCAGAAGACAACUUGUGGGAGUGAGUUCUCUCCUUCCAAUGUGUGGGUCCCAGGAAUCUGGUCAUCAGGCUUAGAGGCAAGCACAUUCACCAGCCAAGCCAUCUCCCUGGACCAGUUUCUCAGCUCUUACACAGUCCAGAUCUCCUGCUAGGGAAUGGUACCACCUACAGUGGGCAGGUCUCUCCAUCUCAAUAAAUGUAAUCAAGAUAAUUCCCCAAAGACAUGCCCAGAGCUGCUGCAUUACCUGGG